Molecule: messenger RNA, 2175 nt
Organism: Anopheles maculipalpis
Lineage: Eukaryota; Metazoa; Arthropoda; Insecta; Diptera; Culicidae
Gene: magu
Product: SPARC-related modular calcium-binding protein 2
Exons: 10
Coding region: 44-2107 (687 amino acids)
Biological process (GO): extracellular matrix organization
Cellular component (GO): basement membrane
Molecular function (GO): calcium ion binding; extracellular matrix binding; protein binding
Source: RefSeq, a predicted model, not a curated record
GGAGUGUCUCGAUCUUAACGGUCUGCGGAAGACAGCGUCGACGAUGUGGUUGGCACCGGUUUGCUGUAUGGCGGUGCUGCUGGUUGGAUGUCUGCAAACGGCGGCGGCCAUUUCACCGAAAUCGGAACCCACGAUAUCGGAAUGUGCUGCAAAGGGAGGCGAAUGUGACGAAAGCAAGGGACGACCCGUAUGUGGAAGCGACAAUAAGACUUACCCCACACGUUGCCAUCUCAUCCGAGCGCAAUGUAGUGGACAUCAGGUCGCUUUCAAGCAUCGAGGAUCAUGUAAAGAUGUCUGUAUUGCCUCACGGACCUACGCACUCCAGCAACGUGCCAACUCACCGUACACGGUCAAGUACGUACCGAGAUGUCGGGAGGAUGGAACUUACGCACCGGUCCAGUGCAUUGAUGGUGGUGGUUGUUGGUGUGUGAAUGGGCAGGGCAAGCAGCUGCCGAACACCAUGGUUCAGCACGGGAAGCCGAUCUGCGUAAAGAAGGGCAAAUCGAACCAGCGGCGGUCGUCACCUCGCAACCCAGUUCGCAACAAGCGCGGCUGCAGCGGACUAGAUCGAGCCGUUUUCAACACUAACCUGCUGAAGCUGUUCCAAAACGAGCACGUGCGGGUACAUCAGCACAAUCUUACCGGUCCGAUCAACGAAAAGGCAGUGCUGGAUUGGAAGUUUGCUGUGAUGGAUCUGAACGGUAACAAUCUUCUGGACAAGACGGAGUAUCGCACGAUGAAACGGCUGAUCAAGAAGGUCGUGAAACCGAAGCGCUGUGGCAGAUCGUUCGGCAAGAACUGUGACGCAGACCAGGACGAACGACUAUCGCGUAACGAAUGGUACAACUGUUUGGCAAAAGAUGACGUCACACCUCACAACCCGUCGUCAUCAUCACCAUCAUCCUCAUCAUCAAUAUCUAGUUCCUCUCCCGGUGGUUCUGGACUGUACAAUGUCCCCCAUCUGCAUCAUCAACAUCCACAUCAUCAUCCUCAUCAUAGCACACUUGGUGGGCUGUCCCGCGGCAAUGGUGGCAUGGUGGGUGGUGGAGGUGGGUCUAUCGGCGUCGGCGGUGGCGGCGUCAACGUCAACGGUGGCACCGGCGGUGGUGGUCACUUUCUGCGUGCCGAUGACGACGACGACGACUCACAGAAUAUCUCAAAUGAUUUCACUGACGAUGACGAUGACGAUCACUCAGAGAAUGAGUACGAUUCGGACGAACUGCCCGACAGUGAUAAUGCACUACUGAACGGAUUGCAGUUGCCCGUUAACGGAUUGCAGCCCUACCUGUUGCUGCAGGGCAAGACGAUGGUCGAUCCUAAGGGAGAGGAUGACGCUAUCUUCAAGGAUAGUGAGGCAGACUCGGAUUGUUUGAGUGAUCGCAAGUACGCUUUGGAUGAGCAGAAGUACGGCACCAAUGCACUAUAUGUCCCGGAAUGUACCCCAGAUGGACGAUACCAGCGAGUACAGUGCUACCGCUCCACCGGCUACUGUUGGUGCGUGAACGAGGAUACCGGCAAGAACAUUCCGGGCACGUCAACCAAGGACGAGAAACCGGUGUGCGAUCAGUACGCAUCGUCCACACGACCCAUGAAAGGAUGUCCCGAGGAAAAGAAGGUUGAAUUUCUGAAGGAUCUGAAAUCGUUCCUGAGCAAACAGGUUUCGACAUCCUUUGCAGGUAAAAUCAUACCGGUGUGGAAUACUGAGGAGGAAAAGAUAGCCAUACUAAGCUUUGUGCUUUUGGACAAAAAUCAAAAUAAACAGUUGGAGCGAAAGGAGUGGAAAGCGUUCCGUGAGCUAGUAACCGCCACAAGACAACUUCGAAAGUGUGGCAAGAAAAUGCCCCGCUACUGCGAUGUAAACAGUGAUCGAAAAAUUACCCUGUCCGAAUGGAUGAGCUGCUUGGAUGGUAAACGAAACAGCUCGGUUGAUGUGGCUGCGAUGAGCGCUCCGUUGGUGCAGGCUGAGCUGAAGUCGACCAGCAGUGGAAGCAGCAGUAGCAACGGUGGCAUCAGUAGUAUCGGUAGCAGUAGCAGUAGCUCACCGUCAGCGACCAGCUCCAAGUUUAAGGGAAGAAAUCCGCUCGAGUUUGUGCUGAAGAGUGACUAGUGGUGGUGAAUGGAUCGAACGCGGCAUCCAGAAGAGCGAGACUUAAAUCCUAAACACAUCGAAUCAUA